AUGUCCCACCUGUAUAAGGAGGACACUGUUUGUCAGAACUGUGGUGGCCUGGUCCAGGGACCCAAUGGCACCAUCGAGAGCCCUGGCUUUCCUCAUGGAUACCCCAACUAUGCCAACUGCACCUGGAUCAUUAUCACUGGGGAACGCAACCGGAUACAACUGUCCUUUCAUACCUUUGCUCUAGAGGAGGACUUCGACAUCUUAUCAGUUUAUGAUGGACAGCCCCAACAAGGGAACUUGAAAGUGAGGCUGUCAGGAUUCCAGCUGCCCUCCUCCAUUGUAAGCACCGGGUCACUCCUUACCCUCUGGUUCACCACGGACUUUGCAGUGAGCGCCCAGGGUUUCAAGGCCAUGUAUGAAGUUUUACCUAGUCACACAUGUGGAAAUCCUGGGGAAAUAUUGAAAGGAGUCCUCCAUGGAACGAGGUUCAACAUAGGCGACAAGAUCAGAUACAGCUGCCUCUCUGGCUACAUCUUGGAAGGUCACGCCAUUCUGACUUGCAUUGUCAGCCCCGGGAAUGGUGCCUCCUGGGACUUCCCAGCUCCUUUCUGCAGAGCUGAGGGAGCCUGCGGAGGAACCCUCCGGGGAACCAGCAGUUCCAUAUCCAGUCCUCACUUCCCCUCAGAGUAUGACAACAAUGCCGACUGCACGUGGACCAUCCUGGCUGAACCUGGGGAUACCAUUGCUCUUGUUUUUACGGACUUCCAGCUGGAGGAGGGAUACGACUUUUUAGAGAUCAGCGGAACAGAAGCACCAUCCAUAUGGCUCACAGGCAUGAACCUCCCAUCUCCUGUGAUCAGCAGCAAGAACUGGCUCCGUCUCCACUUCACAUCUGACAGCAACCAUCGACGCAAGGGGUUCAAUGCUCAGUUCCAAGUGAAAAAAGCAAUUGAACUGAAGUCCAGGGGAGUCAAGAUGCUACCGAGCAAGGACAGCAGCCACAAGAACUCUGUCUUGACCCAAGGAGGCGUGUCUCUGGUCUCUGACAUGUGUCCAGAUCCUGGAAUUCCAGACAAUGGCAGAAGAGCAGGUUCUGACUUCAGGGUUGGUGCAAAUGUGCAAUUCUCCUGCGAGGACAAUUAUGUGCUCCAAGGGGCCAAGGGCAUCACCUGCCAGAGAGUCACUGAGACCCUUGCAGCAUGGAGUGAUCACCGGCCCAUCUGCCGAGCCAGGACAUGUGGAUCAAACCUGCGUGGGCCGAGUGGUAUCAUCACCUCCCCUAACUACCCUGUGCAGUAUGAAGACAAUGCUCACUGUGUGUGGGUCAUCACGACCACAGAUCCAGACAAGGUCAUCAAGCUUGCUUUUGAAGAGUUUGAGUUAGAAAGAGGAUAUGACACCCUGACAGUUGGAGAUGCUGGGAAAGUGGGGGACACCAGAUCCGUUCUAUAUGUGCUCACAGGCUCCAGUGUUCCUGACCUCAUCGUGAGCAUGAGCAAUCAGAUGUGGCUCCACCUCCAGUCAGAUGAUAGCAUCGGCUCACCAGGGUUUAAGGCUGUGUACCAAGAAAUUGAGAAGGGAGGCUGUGGGGACCCUGGCAUCCCAGCCUAUGGCAAGCGGACUGGCAGCAGCUUUCUGCAUGGAGACACGCUCACCUUUGAGUGCCAGGCGGCUUUUGAGCUGGUGGGAGAAAGAGUGAUCACUUGCCAGAAGAACAACCAGUGGUCAGGCAACAAGCCAAGCUGUGUGUUUUCGUGUUUCUUCAACUUCACGGCAUCCUCUGGGAUUAUCCUCUCACCAAACUAUCCUGAGGAAUAUGGCAACAACAUGAACUGUGUCUGGUUGAUUAUAUCUGAGCCCGGGAGCCGAAUUCACCUCAUCUUCAAUGAUUUUGACGUGGAGCCUCAGUUUGACUUCCUUGCUGUCAAAGAUGAUGGAAUUUCUGACAUCACGGUCCUUGGAACUUUCUCUGGCAAUGAGGUGCCUGCGCAACUGGCCAGCAGUGGACACAUAGUACGCCUGGAGUUUCAGUCGGAUCACUCCACAACUGGCAGAGGGUUCAACAUCACAUACACCACGUUUGGUCAGAAUGAGUGCCAUGACCCUGGGAUCCCUGUGAAUGGACGGCGUUUUGGAGACAGGUUUCUGCUGGGAAGCUCUGUGUCCUUCCAUUGUGAUGAUGGCUUUGUGAAGACCCAGGGUUCUGAGUCCAUCACCUGCAUCCUGCAAGAUGGGAAUGUGGUCUGGAGCUCUACUGUCCCUCGCUGUGAAGCUCCAUGUGGUGGGCACCUGACAGCUUCUAGUGGGGUCAUCUUACCUCCAGGAUGGCCGGGAUAUUACAAAGAUUCUUUAAAUUGUGAAUGGAUCAUUGAAGCAAAGCCAGGACAUUCCAUCAAAAUAACAUUUGACAGGUUCCAGACAGAAGUCAAUUAUGAUACUCUGGAAGUACGGGAUGGGCCAGCCAGUUCAUCCCCACUGAUUGGAGAGUACCAUGGCACCCAGGCACCGCAGUUCCUCAUCAGCACAGGCAACUACAUGUACCUGCUCUUCACCACGGACAGCAGCCGGGCUAGUGUUGGCUUCCUCAUCCACUAUGAAAGUGUAACUCUGGAAUCAGACUCCUGCCUGGACCCAGGCAUCCCUGUAAAUGGACAUCGGCAUGGUAGUAACUUUGGUAUCAGGUCUACAGUGACCUUCAGCUGUGAUCCCGGAUAUACACUAAGUGACGAUGAGCCUCUCGUCUGUGAGAAGAACCAUCAGUGGAACCAUGCCCUGCCCAGCUGUGAUGCCCUGUGUGGAGGCUACAUCCAUGGAAAGAGUGGGACUGUCCUUUCUCCAGGAUUUCCAGACUUUUAUCCAAACUCUCUGAACUGUACGUGGACCAUCGAAGUCUCUCAUGGCAAGGGAGUGCAGAUGAAUUUCCACACCUUCCAUCUUGAAAGUUCUCACGACUAUUUGCUGAUCACGGAGGAUGGGAGUUUCUCGGAGCCAGUAGCCAGGCUCACUGGGUCAGUCUUGCCUCACACCAUUAAGGCUGGUUUGUUUGGAAACUUCACUGCCCAACUCAGGUUCAUCUCUGACUUCUCCAUCUCCUAUGAAGGCUUCAACAUCACGUUUGCAGAAUAUGACCUGGAGCCCUGUGAUGACCCUGGAGUCCCUGCCUUCAGCCGCAGAAUCGGGUUCCAUUUUGGUGUGGGUGACACGCUGGCUUUCACCUGCUUCCAGGGAUACCGCUUAGAAGGUGCAACCAAGCUUACGUGCCUGGGUGGGGGACGCCGAGUGUGGAGUGCACCUCUGCCAAGGUGUGUGGCUGAAUGUGGAGCAAGUGUCAAAGGAAAUGAAGGAACAUUACUGUCUCCAAAUUUCCCAUCCAAUUAUGAUAAUAACCAUGAGUGUAUCUAUAAAAUAGAAACGGAAGCUGGCAAAGGGAUCCAUCUCAGAGCCCGGACCUUUCAGCUAUUUGAAGGAGACACUCUAAAGGUCUUCGAUGGAAAGGACAGCUCCUCACGGUCACUGGGAGUCUUCACAAAAAGUGACUUGAUGGGGCUGGUGCUGAAUAGCACCUCUAACCACCUGAGGCUGGAGUUCAACACCAAUGGGUCAGACACCGCCCAAGGCUUCCAGCUCACCUACACCAGUUUUGACCUAGUGAAAUGUGAGGACCCAGGCAUCCCUAACUAUGGCUACAGGAUUCGAGAUGAUGGCCACUUCACGGACACUGUGGUUCUCUACAGCUGCAAUCCAGGCUAUGCCAUGCACGGCAGCAGUACUCUGACCUGCCUGAGUGGGGACCGGAGGGUGUGGGACAAGCCUAUGCCUUCCUGUGUGGCGGAAUGUGGAGGUCUAAUCCAUGCAGCCACAUCAGGGCGCAUACUGUCUCCCGGCUACCCUGCCCCAUAUGACAACAACCUCCACUGCACUUGGACCAUAGAAGCCGAUCCUGGAAAGACCAUCAGCCUCCACUUCAUCGUGUUUGACACCGAGACAGCUCAUGACAUCCUCAAGGUCUGGGACGGUCCUGUGGACAGCAACAUUCUGCUGAAGGAGUGGAGCGGCUCGGCCCUGCCUGAGGACAUCCACAGCACCUUCAACUCACUCACACUGCAGUUUGACAGCGACUUUUUCAUCAGCAAGUCUGGCUUCUCCAUCCAGUUUUCCACAUCCAUCGCAUCCACCUGCAAUGACCCUGGAAUGCCUCAGAAUGGUACCCGCUAUGGUGACAGCCGGGAACCUGGAGAUACCAUCACCUUCCAGUGUGACCCUGGAUACCAGCUCCAAGGACAAGCCAAGAUCACCUGUGUGCAGCUGAACAGUCGCUUCUUCUGGCAGCCAGACCCUCCAUCGUGCAUAGCUGCUUGCGGUGGGAAUCUGACAGGCCCAGCUGGAGUGAUUUUAUCCCCUAACUACCCACAGCCGUACCCUCCCGGAAAGGAGUGUGAUUGGAGAAUUAAGGUGAACCCGGACUUUGUCAUUGCCUUGAUAUUCAAAAGUUUUAGCAUGGAGCCCAGUUACGACUUCCUGCAUAUCUAUGAAGGGGAGGACUCCAACAGCCCCCUGAUCGGAAGCUUCCAGGGCUCUCAAGCCCCAGAGAGAAUUGAGAGCAGUGGUAACAGCCUCUUCCUGGCAUUCAGGAGCGAUGCUUCAGUUGGCCUGUCGGGGUUUGCCAUUGAAUUUAAAGAGAAGCCCCGGGAAGCUUGCUUUGAUCCUGGGAACAUAAUGAAUGGGACAAGGAUUGGGACUGACUUCAAACUGGGCUCCACAGUUACCUAUCAAUGUGACUCUGGCUAUAAGAUUGUGGAUCCCUCUUCCAUUGAGUGUGUGACAGGAGCUGAUGGGAAGCCCUCUUGGGACCGGGCACUACCUGCCUGCCAAGCACCCUGUGGAGGCCAGUACACGGGAUCGGAAGGGGUUGUUUUAUCACCGAACUACCCUCAUAACUACACAGCUGGUCAAAUAUGCAUCUAUUCCAUCACAGUGCCCAAGGAAUUUGUGGUGUUUGGACAGUUUGCCUACUUCCAGACUGCGCUGAAUGACUUGGCCGAGCUGUUUGAUGGAACCCACCCACAGGCCAGGCUGCUCAGCUCUCUCUCUGGGUCCCAUUCAGGUGAAACACUGCCACUGGCUACUUCCAAUCAGAUUCUGCUGCGAUUCAGCGCCAAGAGUGGAGCAUCUGCGCGGGGGUUCCACUUCGUCUACCAAGCUGUUCCACGCACCAGUGACACGCAGUGCAGCUCUGUCCCAGAGCCCAGAUAUGGGAGGAGGAUUGGUUCCGAGUUCUCUGCAGGUUCCAUAGUUCGAUUUGAGUGUAACCCGGGUUACCUGCUACAAGGUUCCACGGCCAUCCGCUGCCAGUCUGUGCCAAAUGCCUUGGCCCAGUGGAACGACACCAUCCCAAGCUGUGUAGUUCCAUGCAGUGGCAAUUUCACUCAAAGGAGAGGAACAAUUCUGUCCCCAGGCUACCCUGAGCCAUAUGGCAACAACUUGAACUGCGUGUGGAAGAUCAUAGUAACGGAGGGCUCAGGGAUCCAGAUUCAAGUGAUCAGCUUCGCCACAGAACAGAACUGGGACUCGCUGGAGAUCCAUGAUGGAGGAGAUAUGACGGCCCCAAGACUGGGCAGCUUCUCAGGGACCACAGUGCCCGCGCUGCUGAACAGCACUUCUAACCAGCUCUGCCUGCACUUCCAGUCAGACAUCAGUGUUGCCGCUGCUGGCUUUCACCUGGAAUACAAAACUGUGGGUCUGGCUGCGUGCCAGGAACCCGUUCUCCCGAGCAAUGGCAUCAAGAUAGGAGACCGGUAUAUGGUGAACGAUGUGCUCUCCUUCCAGUGCGAGCCCGGGUACACCUUGCAGGGCCGCUCACAUAUAUCCUGCAUGCCGGGAACUGUCCGUCGAUGGAAUUAUCCUUCCCCCUUGUGCAUUGCUACCUGUGGAGGGACGCUGACUAGCAUGAGUGGAGUGAUCCUGAGCCCAGGGUUCCCAGGCUCGUACCCCAACAACUUGGACUGCACCUGGAAGAUAUCGCUGCCCAUUGGCUAUGGUGCGCAUAUCCAGUUUCUGAAUUUCUCAACUGAAGCCAACCAUGACUACCUGGAGAUCCAAAAUGGACCUUACCACAGCAGUCCAAUGAUGGGCCAGUUCAGUGGCCCUGACCUGCCUGCAUCACUGCUGAGCACUACACAUGAAACCCUCAUCCGCUUCUAUAGUGACCACUCACAGAACCGACAAGGAUUUAAACUCAGUUACCAAGCUUACGAGUUACAGAACUGCCCAGACCCACCUGCAUUCCAGAACGGGUUCAUGAUCAACUCAGACUACAGCGUGGGCCAGUCGAUCUCCUUUGAGUGCUACCCAGGCUACAUCUUGCUGGGCCAUCCUGUGCUCACUUGCCAGCAUGGCACUGACAGGAACUGGAACUACCCUUUCCCACGGUGUGACGCUCCCUGUGGGUAUAAUGUGACAUCACAGAAUGGUACUAUUUAUUCCCCUGGGUUUCCGGAUGAGUACCCAAUUCUGAAGGAUUGCCUGUGGCUGGUCACAGUCCCUCCCGGACAUGGAGUGUACAUCAACUUCACCUUGCUGCAGACGGAGGCUGUGAACGACUACAUCGCUGUCUGGGAUGGUCCUGACCAGAACUCACCUCAGCUCGGAGUCUUCAGUGGGAACACUGCCCUCGAGACAGCAUACAGCUCCACCAACCAGGUCCUGCUCAAAUUCCACAGUGAUUUCUCCAAUGGAGGCUUCUUUGUCCUCAAUUUUCAUGCGUUUCAGCUGAAGCGGUGCCCACCUCCCCCAGCAGUGCCACAGGCUGACCUGCUUACAGAAGACGAGGACUUUGAAAUAGGGGACUUUGUGAAGUACCAGUGCCACCCUGGGUACUCGCUGUCUGGGAGCGACACAUUGACAUGCAAACUCAGCUCACAGCUCCAGUUCCAAGGUUCUCCACCCACCUGUGAAGCACAAUGUCCAGCAAAUGAAGUACGAACAGAAUCUUUUGGAGUGAUCCUCAGUCCGGGGUAUCCAGGCAACUAUUUUAAUUCCCAAACAUGUGCUUGGAGUAUUAAAGUGGAGCCAAACUUUAACAUUACUCUCUUUGUGGACACAUUUCAAAGUGAAAAGCAAUUUGAUACAUUGGAAGUAUUUGAUGGUUCUUCUGGGCAAAGUCCUCUGUUAGUGGUCUUAAGUGGGAACCACACGGAACAAUCCAAUUUCACCAGCAGAAGUAACCAUCUAUACCUCCGCUGGUCUACGGACCAUGCAACCAGCAAGAAAGGAUUCAAGAUCCGCUAUGCAGCUCCUUACUGCAGCCUUACCUCUACACUUAAGAACGGUGGCAUUAUCAACAAAACCACAGGAGCAGUGGGGAGCAAGGUGCAUUACUUCUGCAAGCCUGGAUAUCGAAUGAUUGGCCACAGCAAUGCCACCUGCCGGCGGAACCCAGGGGGCGUGUACCAGUGGGACUCGAUCGCACCACUUUGCCAGGCUGUGUCCUGUGGAAUUCCAGAGGCUCCGGGAAAUGGCUCAUUCAUAGGCAAUGAGUUCACCUUGGACAGUAAAGUGACAUAUGAAUGUAAUGAAGGCUUCAAACUGGAUGCCAGUCAGCAAGCCACUGCCGUGUGUCAGGAGGAUGGCCUGUGGAGCAACAGAGGGAAGCCACCCACAUGCAAACCGGUGCCCUGCCCCAGCAUUGAAGGCCAGCUAUCAGAGCACGUGCUCUGGAGGCUGGUUUCGGGGUCACUGAACGAAUACGGAGCUCAAGUCCUCCUCAGCUGCAGCCCUGGCUACUUCUUGCAGGGUCAGAGGCUCUUGCAGUGCCAAGCCAAUGGGACCUGGAACACAGAGGAAGACAGACCCAGAUGCAAAGUCAUCUCCUGUGGAAGCCUGUCCUUUCCCCCAAAUGGUAACAAGAUAGGGACACUCACUGUGUAUGGAGCCACUGCCAUCUUCACCUGCAACACUGGCUACACACUCGUGGGCUCCCAUGUCCGGGAGUGCUUGGCCAAUGGUCUCUGGAGUGGAUCCGAAACAAGGUGUCUGGCGGGCCACUGUGGCUCUCCAGACCCCAUUGUGAAUGGCCAUAUCAGCGGUGAUGGCUUCAGCUACAGGGACACGGUGGUCUACCAGUGCAACCCUGGGUUCCGGCUCGUAGGCACCUCUGUGAGGAUUUGCCUGCAGGACCACAAGUGGUCGGGGCAGACCCCUGUUUGCGUCCCCAUCACAUGUGGACACCCAGGAAAUCCUGCCCAUGGCCUCACCAAUGGCAGCGAGUUCAACCUGAACGACCUUGUGAAUUUCACCUGCCACACGGGCUACCUGCUGCAGGGUGCCUCCAGGGCCCAGUGUCGGAGCAACGGCCAGUGGAGCAGCCCUUUGCCUACCUGUCGAGUGGUAAACUGUUCGGAUCCUGGAUUUGUGGAAAAUGCAGUUCGCCAUGGGCAACAGAACUUUCCUGAGAGUUUCGAGUAUGGGAUGAGCGUGAUGUAUCACUGCAAGAAGGGGUUCUACCUGCUGGGGUCUUCUGCCCUGAGUUGUAUGGCGAAUGGCUUGUGGGAUCGCUCCUUACCCAAGUGUCUAGCUAUAUCAUGUGGGCAUCCUGGGGUCCCUGCUAAUGCUGUCCUAACUGGAGAAUUAUUUACAUAUGGAGCCACAGUUCAGUACUCUUGCAAAGGGGGCCAGAUCCUCACAGGCAAUAGCACAAGAGUCUGCCAAGAAGACAGUCACUGGAGUGGAGCCCUUCCCCACUGCUCAGGAAAUAGUCCUGGAUUUUGUGGCGACCCAGGGACCCCUGCACAUGCUCGUCUUGGGGAUGAGUUUAAGACAAAGAGUCUUCUGCGCUUCUCCUGUGAGAUGGGCCACCAGCUGCGGGGCUCUGCAGAGCGUACGUGCCUGGUGAAUGGGUCUUGGUCAGGGGUACAGCCUGUGUGUGAGGCCGUGUCCUGUGGAAACCCAGGCACCCCCACCAAUGGGAUGAUCCUGAGCAGUGAUGGCAUCCUUUUCUCCAGCUCCGUCAUCUACGCCUGCUGGGAAGGCUAUAGAACCUCAGGGCUCAUGACUCGGCACUGCACAGCCAACGGGACAUGGACAGGCACAGCACCUGACUGUACAAUCAUCAGUUGUGGGGAUCCUGGCACGCUGCCUAAUGGCAUCCAGUUCGGGACAGACUUCACUUUCAACAAGACUGUGAGCUAUCAGUGCAACCCUGGCUACCUGAUGGAACCCCCAACAUCACCGACCAUCCGCUGCACCAAGGAUGGCACAUGGAAUCAGAGCAGGCCCAUCUGCAAAGCUGUCCUGUGCAAUCAGCCUCCUCCAGUGCCAAACGGGAAGGUGGAGGGGUCAGACUUCCGCUGGGGCGCCAGCAUAAGCUACAGCUGUGUGGAUGGCUACCAGCUCUCCCACUCGGCCAUCCUGUCCUGUGAAGGGCGUGGAGUGUGGAAAGGAGAAGUCCCUCAGUGCUUGCCUGUGUUCUGUGGUGAUCCCGGCACUCCUGCAGAGGGGCGGCUCAGUGGGAAAAGCUUCACCUUUAAGUCUGAGGUUUUCAUCCAAUGCAAACCCCCAUUCGUGUUAGUGGGUUCCUCCAGGAGAACCUGCCAGGCGGACGGGAUGUGGAGUGGAGUCCAGCCCACCUGUAUAGAUCCGGCACACACCGCUUGCCCAGACCCCGGCACUCCCCACUUUGGAAUACAGAAUAGCUCUAAAGGAUAUGAGGUUGGAAGCACCGUGUUCUUCAGAUGUAGGAAAGGUUACCAUAUCCAAGGCUCGACCACACGAACUUGCCUUGCAAACCUCACAUGGAGUGGGAUACAGACAGAAUGCAUACCCCAUGCCUGCCGGCAGCCAGAGACCCCAGCCCAUGCAGAUGUGAGAGCCAUCGAUCUUCCAGCUUUUGGCUACACUUUAGUCUACACCUGCCAUCCGGGAUUUUUCCUUGCUGGCGGAUCCGAACACAGGACAUGUAAAGCAGAUAUGAAAUGGACAGGGAAAUCACCGGUUUGUAAAAGUAAAGGAGUGAGAGAAGUUAAUGAAACAGUUACUAAAACUCCAGUUCCUUCCGAUGUGUUUUCCAUCAAUUCGGUGUGGAAGGGGUAUUACGAAUAUCUGGGGAAAAGACAGCCCUCGACCCUCACUGUGGACUGGUUCAAUGCAACCAGCAGCAAGGUGAAUGCGACCUUCACCGCAUCCUCACAGGUGCAGCUGGAGCUGACAGGGGUCUACAAGAAGGAAGAGGCCCACCUACUUCUGAAAGCCUUUCAUAUCAAAGGCCCAGCAGAUAUUUUUGUAAGCAAGUUUGAAAAUGACAACUGGGGACUCGAUGGUUAUGUGUCCUCAGGACUUGAGAGAGGAGGAUUCUCCUUUCAGGGUGAUAUACAUGGGAAAGACUUUGGAAAGUUCAAGCUGGAAAGACAAGAUCCUUCCAACUCUGAUGCAGAUUCUUCAAAUCACUACCAGGGCACCAGUAGCGGCUCCGUGGCAGCUGCGAUCCUUGUUCCCUUCUUUGCUCUAAUUUUAUCAGGGUUUGCAUUUUACCUCUACAAACACAGAACAAGACCAAAAGUUCAGUAUAAUGGCUAUGCUGGCCACGAGAACAGUAAUGGACAAGCUUCAUUUGAAAACCCCAUGUAUGAUACAAACUUAAAACCCACAGAGGCCAAGGCUGUGAGGUUUGACACGACUCUGAACACAGUGUGUACAGUGGUAUAGCCCUCAGUGCCCCCUAGGACCAAUUCAUAGCCAUACCUCUGAUGGACAAGCAGUAAAAUCCUUUGGUGCCAUAUACCACCUUCCCUUUUACUCUUGCCUUGCUGCAGCAACCUUGGCCAUCAUCUGCUGGCAUAACGCAAUGGAAAUUUCUUCUCAGUCAUGACCAAGUCUUUUGAGGAUCAACUUGCAAACACAUCUUCAUCUGGAAAGUGGAUUGUAAAAGCCUUGCUGCAUCCACCGGAAAUCAAGAUGCCAACCCCGGCGAGGGCAAAGAAGACUGCAGGGUCUGACAGAUGGGUGGUACUUAAUGCCUCUGACUUUUGUGUCUCUGUGUGGCCAGGAUGCCUUUGGAUGUAGUCUUCUGAGCACAUGGAUACAUCCUUCAGGUGCGGCGACGAAACGGUAGCAACUUGA
Peromyscus eremicus (cactus mouse) is the source of this 11052-nucleotide messenger RNA. It is a transcript of the gene Csmd1, whose product is annotated as CUB and Sushi multiple domains 1. NCBI's taxonomy places the organism in Eukaryota, Metazoa, Chordata, Mammalia, Rodentia, Cricetidae. The record is from RefSeq and is a predicted model, not a curated record.